Molecule: messenger RNA, 1769 nt
Organism: Erigeron canadensis
Lineage: Eukaryota; Viridiplantae; Streptophyta; Magnoliopsida; Asterales; Asteraceae
Product: gamma aminobutyrate transaminase 3, chloroplastic-like
Exons: 19
Coding region: 77-1579 (500 amino acids)
Biological process (GO): biotin biosynthetic process
Molecular function (GO): S-adenosyl-L-methionine:8-amino-7-oxononanoate transaminase activity; pyridoxal phosphate binding
Source: RefSeq, a predicted model, not a curated record
UAUUAGCUCACUCUCCUCCUGUCUGUCUGCAACAACUGAUAAUACCAUUAUUGUUUGCAAUAAAGAAAGAUAAACAAUGAAGAAUCCUCAUCUUUUUCGAUCACUCAUGACAGCUACUUAUUCCUCUAAUAAGAUUCGUCCGUUCGCAAGAUAUGUGCAAAACAUUUCUAAUGUUAGAUGGAACAGUACUAAUGUUGCUGUGGCUGAUGAUGUUGGAUAUAAGGGACAUGGUAUGUUGGCACCUUUCACAGCUGGAUGGCAGACUACCGAUUCAAAUCCUUUGGUGAUAGAGAAAUCAGAGGGGUCUUAUGUAUAUGAUGUAAAUGGAAAGAAGUAUCUUGAUGCUCUUGCGGGUUUGUGGUGCAAUCCUUUAGGUGGGAAUGAGGCUCGUCUUGUUGCCGCUGCAACCAAGCAGCUAAAUACUCUCCCUUUUUACCAUUCCUUUUGGAACCGUACUACAAAACCAUCUUUGGAUCUCGCAAAAGAACUUCUGGGAAUGUUCACAUCAAACAAAAUGGAAAAAGCCUUUUUCACAAACGGUGGGUCAGAUGCAAAUGAUACCCAGGUGAAGCUGGUCUGGUACUACAACAAUGCACUUGGAAGGCCAAAUAAGAAGAAAAUUAUAGCAAGGAUGAAAUCAUACCAUGGAUCUACUCUCGUAUCAGCUAGUCUUUCCGGCCUUCCAGCAUUACAUCAGAAAUUUGAUUUGCCAAGUCCAUUUGUAUUGCAUACCGAUUGCCCCCAUUAUUGGCGAUUUCAUCUUCCAGGUGAGACGGAAGAGGACUUUUCAACUAGACUGGCAACCAAUUUGGAAAACCUUAUCCUCAAAGAGGGACCAGAGAAUAUUGCUGCUUUUAUUGCGGAGCCAGUGAUGGGAGCAGGAGGAGUGAUACUUCCCCCAAAAACAUACUUUGAGAAGAUUCAAGCUAUCGUAAAAAAGUAUGACAUUUUGUUCAUUGCUGAUGAGGUAAUCUGUGGCUUUGGAAGGCUUGGGACCAUGUUUGGUUGUGACAAGUAUGAUAUUAAGCCUGAUCUUGUCACCAUUGCUAAGGCUCUUUCAUCGGCAUACAUGCCCAUUGGUGCUGUUCUUGUAAGCCCCAAGGUUGCAGAUGUCAUAUACACUCAAAGCAAUAAUCUUGGUUCAUUUUCUCAUGGAUUCACGUAUUCUGGGCACCCUGUAGCUUGUGCUGUUGCACUGGAAACACUCAAGAUCUACCAAGAAAGAAAUAUUCUUGAGCAAGUUAACAGUAUCUCCCCAAAGUUUCAAGAUGGUAUAAAAGCCUUUUCGUUGAGUCCCAUAAUUGGAGAGAUUCGGGGAACAGGGCUGAUUUCCGGGACAGAGUUUACAGAUAACAAGUCUCCACACAACUUGUUCCCACCUGAAUGGGGAAUUGGCGCAUACUUUGGAGCACAAUGUGAGAAGCAUGGGAUGCUGGUUCGUGUUGCUGGUGACAGUAUAAUGAUGUCUCCACCGUUCAUUAUGACAUCAAGUGAAGUUGAUGAGUUGAUAAGUAAAUAUGGGAAGGCGCUGAAGGACACUGAAACAAAGGUUGAGGAACUCAAAUCUCACAUGAAGUAGCCAUUGCUUGUGUUAGAUAUAUAUUGUAGUUAUUAUAUAGUUGUGUAUGUUAUAGAAGAAGGUUUCAUUUGUGUACCAUUAGUUACUUUAUGUAUGUAUCCUUAUUAGUCCAUGUGACCAUGUAUUGUAUCAACAAGACCUUGUUCUGUUACAGCUUGAAAAGGAAUUGUCACGGGCAAUUGCAGUUGUA